Linum tenue is the source of this 456-nucleotide messenger RNA. The record is from the annotation of a GenBank genome assembly. NCBI's taxonomy places the organism in Eukaryota, Viridiplantae, Streptophyta, Magnoliopsida, Malpighiales, Linaceae.
UUGCCUCUCGCCGGUGAUCGUCAUCACAGCGCUCAGCCUGCUCUGUCUCAUCCGGCUCGGAACCGUCCAGAGAGCAGAGAAAUCGAAGAAAUCGUCGAACCCAGGAGCGAGAUCGUAGAGAAAACUGAUUCUUUAAAACCAACUGCGAAAAGGGAUUUCGGCGAGUGGGACGUCGGCGCGCCAUUGGAGGUAAUCUACGAGGAAGGCGGAGAAGGAGACGACGGUGGCCCUCCGCCCAAUUCGAAUUUGGGUGAUGCAAUUGAUGGGAGAAACGGGGAGGAAGGGAAUCAGGCGGGUUGGAGAGGUACCCUUCUUUGUCAAUGUAUUACCCCUGAAACCAACUCCGAUUGCUUGUCGGACGGCGGCGGCGAGGGCUUUUCGACCACCGGAGGGUGGGAUUUGGCGGCGAAAGGGGAAGGUUCCAGUGGGAAGAGGAGGACAGAGAAGAGUUGUUGA